This is a messenger RNA of Quercus lobata, 2114 nucleotides long. RefSeq names its product ankyrin repeat-containing protein At5g02620-like. The transcript is spliced from 8 exons. Gene Ontology annotation, cellular component: membrane. Lineage: Eukaryota; Viridiplantae; Streptophyta; Magnoliopsida; Fagales; Fagaceae. The record is from RefSeq and is a predicted model, not a curated record. The coding region runs from base 376 to 1986 and encodes 536 amino acids. Gene Ontology annotation, molecular function: protein binding.
AAAAAAAAAAAAAAACUUUUGACUACUUGACUAAAGAGGGCAUGAGAAUCAUCCUCCGUUUCAUUUCUUUUCUUCUCUUCAACAAUCACUUCCAAACUUCUAGCGUAGAGGACUUGCGUUCAAGUAUUAACAUUUGGUGGUCUCUAUAAUGAGGGAAGCUCCUUAAUCCACUUGAACAUAAAUCACUCUUCAGAACAAACUCAGCGAACGUUGUGAACCAAAAACAGAGUGUCCUUGAUGCUACUGCUAUUGUGGGUAACUACUUACAGCGAAGAUUGUGGAGAAAAAACAGAGUAACCCAGCACAGGUUGUGGAGAAAAAACAGAGUAACCCACAAAAUCACUACGGUACACAGAAGCCAAUCAAUAAGUUGAAAUGGCAACAAAGGAUUUCAAUUCAAACGACGAUGAAGCAGUCAGUAUAGAGCGUGGGAGGCUUUAUCGGGCUGCACUAAAUGGUGACUGGAAAUCUAUCAAGGACAUACAAAAAAUUCAAAGAAAAAUUACAAAGAAAGGAGAAACCACUCUUCAUAUUGCUGCUGCAGCAAACCAAGAAGAAUUUGUAAGGAAUUUAUUGAAGACGAUGAUUAAAGACAACCUAACAGCUGAAAACACUGUUGGGAAUACUGCCUUGACCUAUGCUGCUGCAACUGGAAAUGUGAAUAUUGCCAUGGCGAUGCUGGAGAAAAAUCAUCAGCUGCCAAACCUCGGUAGUGGGAUAAAGCCACUCUUUAUGGCUGCUUCCUUAGGACACGGACAAAUGACGAAUUAUCUUUAUUCUCAGACUAAAGAGAGAGUUCGCGAGUGGGAUGACAAAGAACAGGCUAAACUAUUUAUCGCAUGUGUUAAGGGUGGCUUAUAUGGAGUAGCAUUGCAAAUGCUGGAGGACAACUCUAAUUUAGCUGCCGUUGCAAACUCGGAUGGAGAAACUGCAUUGCAUGUGUUAGCUCACGAUCCUUCUGCAUUUGCUAAUGAAAUUCGACCAUGGUUGAAGUUAAAACAGGAAAACUCGAAGCAAUCUCAAGCCAAUGAACUAUUUGAAAUAUGUCUUCAAGCUUACAGAGAUGACGUUGAGAAUUUGAACGAAACCUCAGUGAUUUCACAUGUUCUGUUUGAUGCAGUAGAAGUAGGCAACACUGAGUUCUUGGUUAAACUUAUUCGUUUUGACUUUGACUUAUUAUGGAAAACAAGAAACAGUAAAAGCAUAUUUCAUAUUGCUGUUGAGAAGCGCCAUGAAAGCAUCUUCAAUAUACUUAAUGAGAUAGGCUCAAUUGGAGAUCUAAUAAUAGAUAGAAUAGAAGAAGAUGGAAGCAACAUUUUGCAUUUAGCUGCAGGAUUGGCACCUCAAGAGAAGCUUAAUGCUAUAUCAGGAGCAGCUCUUCAAAUGCAACAAGAAAUAUUAUGGUUCAAGGAGGUGGAAAAGGUUGUAAGCCCUACAUUCAAAGAAAUGAAAAAUAACAAGGGGGAUACGCCGUAUGUUUUAUUUGCGAAGAACCACGAGGAGUUAAGGAAGGAGGGCGAGAAGUGGAUGAGGAACACAGCUGAGUAUUCUAUGGUGGUUGCAAUACUAAUUGGGUUGAUAAUGUUUCCUCGAGAAAAAUCUGAUGGAUUAAAGGAUAGUCCUAAUCUUGUUCGGGUCUUUUCAGUUUCAAGUGCAAUAGCAUUAUUUUGCUCUUCAACAUCCCUAGUAAUGUUCUUAUCCAUCCUUACCUCUCGUUAUUCAUACAACGACUUUCUUGUAUGGUUACCAAUUAGGUUGAUGAUUGGAGUGGCUUCACUUUUCAUCUCAAUUGCCGCCAUGAUGGUUGCAUUUUCUGCAUCCUUUUGGUCAGAUAAUCAUAAUCAUCAGGAAUUGCCAUUGAUCUUCGUUGUCAUUGGUUUAUUUGCUUGUGUGCCAAUCAUUUGCGUGUUGCUGAAGCAUCGCCUAUUUGUUGAUAUAGUCCGAUCUACCUUCUUUCGGUUUCGGAAACAUCGACGUCUACUUUAGCAAUGGCCAAUGAAGUGCUACUUGUCAAUCUUUCUGUUGCUUUCCUUUCUACAUAUGUGAAAUGACUACGAAUAAAUUUGUAUUAUAACUCUGAAGGUAGUUAAACCCAUCUUAUCUUUUGCAUUUAA